Messenger RNA from Rhea pennata, 6354 nucleotides. RefSeq names its product zinc finger protein 687 (gene ZNF687). NCBI's taxonomy places the organism in Eukaryota, Metazoa, Chordata, Aves, Rheiformes, Rheidae. The transcript is spliced from 10 exons. The coding region runs from base 503 to 4546 and encodes 1347 amino acids. The record is from RefSeq and is a predicted model, not a curated record.
GCUCUGCCCGAGCACGGCGGCUCCCUCGAGCCGAGGAUCCUCCUGCGCAAGGUGAGCGGCUCUUCUUCGCGGCCGGCUCCUCGCGAUCGCUUUUUGCCGGAGGAGGGCUGCGCAGGGAUGGCCUUCCUCCUCCGGAGCGCGAGCCGGCCGGCUCCGGGCCCUGGAAAUAGCAGCGGCGAGGAGAUGGAGAAGAUGGAUCUGUCACCGUCACCGAUCCGAGGUUGCUUGGAGGACUGAGCUGUUACCUUCUUUGCAGCGUAUCCCUGCACGCGGUGCUCCGCCGUUGACGGUCCAGGUGGCUUCUCAGAUACGGAUUUUCCCAGCUUUGCCGGGCUCGCCCUCUCCUUCUGGGGAACCUUUUCCAGCGCGGCAACCUGCUCCUCUCCGCUUUACUGUAAAUAUUUGUAUCCUGCUAAACGGUGAUUAGAGAAGUCGUUUGAAAAACAAACGUCCUCGUGGUUGUCAUGCCGUUCUCGGCAGAGAUCCUGUGCUGAGGAACCAGAUGGCAGCACUGGAACGGGACUGCAGUGUUUGGUGGUUCAGAUUUCUUGAAGUCGGCUUCGCCGAAUCCGUUGCUGGAGCGAGAUAUCGAGAGGUGCUGGUUGGAGGAGUGAUGCCAGCAGAAAAGCCACUUAGCAUUUUAAAUACGAGUGUCUCUGUGGAGGGGCAGAUUCCUUGGUGGCCCGCAGACCCCCACGCUGCAGCCAGUGGAGAUCCCCUUGGAGUGACCUAUGGCUCUUCCAUAUUCCCCACCAUGGGUGACAUGAAAACUCCAGAUUUUGAUGACCUUCUGGCAGCUUUCGAUAUUCCGGACAUCGACACGAAUGAGGCCAUUCAUUCCAGCCACGAGGAAGCUGACGCUCACAUCAAGCAGGUCCCCGGGGAGCCCGGAGCCCCUGACCACGUCCUCCCCCACACAGACAUCACUGCUGUCAGCGUGAUCGUGAAGAACACUGUCUGCCCUGAGCAGCUCGAUGCCUUGGAUGGACGCAGUAAAGAUGGGCACGUCAUUGGGCCCCGCUUGCUCCAGAAUGGCUUUGGGGCCACUGAGAUGCCCAGGUCCCCCACCUCCAGGUCUGUGGAAGCUGUGGCAUCCUCCAAUGGGGAGUGCUGGGUAAAAGAAAAAGGCCCCAAGCCCCUGGAUAUCUUCUCCCAUUUUAGCCCCGAUCCCAAUGAAGACAACACUGCCAACCUGAUUGACAGACCCCGGGAGUGUAAGCCAAAAGACAAAUCCCUCUCGGUGCCCUCCCUCUCCCCAUCUCCCACCCCAUCACUGGACUGCAAAGAACCCAUGGGAGACAGUGUAGAGAGCCUGCCCCCAGCUUUCCCGCAGCCCUUCGAAACCAGCCAGCCAGGGGGUACAAACAACUCCCCUACUACAGUUCCCUGCAUCAAGAAAGAGGAGUCUGACUCGGAAGAUGUGGGCCGUGAAGCCAGCCCAAAGGGCCUGGCUGCGGCCUUGGGCGGCAGUCCCUUGGAGCACCUGAAAUCGGUCACCGUACGUUACUCUGUGGACGAUUCUCCCAUCGCGUCCUGGCCUGACCCAAACCUUGACAGCAGCACCAGCAACCUUCCUGAAGUGAAACACUCACCCACUAGCCCCCGCGAGCCGUUCUUCAAGCCUUCCUCGCCAGGCAUGCAAAGCCCCAGGCUCCCCACUUCUCCGAAGCAGCUGGACAUCCCCCUUAAAGAAGAGCAGGAAGCUCUGGAGAAGUCAAUGGGAAGUCCGCAGAGUAUGUCCAGUGCUGAGGAAGAGGAGGAGGAGGAGGAAGAUGACAAUAAUGAUUCCCCUUCUUCCAAUUCCUCACGGCCCCUAAAAGUGCGGAUUAAAACCAUCAAGACGUCUUGCGGCAGCAUCACCAGGACGGUGACCAGGGUCUCCUCGGAUUCAGAGCCAGGCUCCACCAAGGGGCCAACUGAGCAGAGCUCUCAAGAGACCUCCCUUGAGGGUGUUGGCUAUGCCGCUGCAGCAGAGAAAGAAGACGGAAUUGGGCUGGAUAUGCCCAAGGAGAAAUUAGAGCUCUCCAGCCCCUUGAAAACCAUCGAGGGGCCAAAAAUCGUCAGCGUUCAACUUGGCAAUGGCACGAAGAUCAAAGGCACCGUCCUGCCAGUCUCCACCAUCCAGAAUGCUAGCAGCGCCAUGCUGAUCGCUGCCAGCGUGGCUCAGCAAAAAUCUGUGGUGCUGCCGACCAAGACGGGUAAAGCCGUGGCCAAGAACAUCAUUAAUCUGGUGCCGCAGACCCUGCCCAAAGCUGACACCAGGACCAACAUCAGCACGGUGACGCAGACCACCACCAUCACCACCACAGCGAACCAAAAAGUCAACGGCACCACAGUGGUGAUGGUGCAGCCACAGAAGCCUUCUCCAACCAUUGCAGGCACGGUCAUUUCCAGGAGCCAGUCCAGCCUUGUGGAGGCUUUCAACAAGAUUCUCAACAGUAAAAACCUCUUGCCGACAUACAAACCCAACCUGAAUCCUCCGGCUGAUGCGAGCCUCACGCUGCCUCCGUUUGGUUACCGCUGCCUGGAGUGUGGGGACUCCUUUGCCCUGGAGAAGAGCUUAGCUCGCCACUACGACCGGCGUAGCAUGCGCAUCGAGGUAACCUGCAACCACUGCACCAAACGCCUCGUCUUCUUCAACAAGUGUAGUUUGCUCCUGCACGCCCGAGAGCACAAGGACAAAGGCCUGGUGAUGCAGUGCUCCCACCUGGUCAUGAGGCCUAUCGCUUUGGAUCAAAUGAUCGGACAGCCGGACAUCACCCCCCUGGUCUCGGUGACCUCCUUCCCCGCUAGCAAGGUGGCCGGCGUGGCUCAGGACGCCUUGGCCGCGGCCAACGGGGCUCAAGACCUCCCCAUCUUGCCUCUGAGCAACAGCUCGGAGCAAACCAACUAUAGCUGCUUCCGGUGCCUGGAGUGCAAAGAGCAAUGCAAAGACAAAGCCGGGCUGGCUGCGCAUUUCCAGCAGGCAGUGACCACGGGAACAACCAGCAGCACGGUUUGUACAACGUGUCCCAUGAUCAUGUCCAACCGCUGCAGCUUCAACGCCCAUCAGCGGAUGCACAAGAACCGGCCUCCCCACGUCUGCCCCGAGUGCGGCGGGAACUUCCUGCUAGCGAACUUCGAGACCCACCUGAAGGAGGCUUGCCUGCACUUCUCCCGGCGAGUAGGCUACAGGUGUCCCAGCUGCGCUGUGGUGUUCGGCGGCGUAAACUCCAUCAAGUCUCACAUCCAGACCUCCCACUGCGAGGUGUUUCACAAGUGCCCCAUCUGCCCCAUGGCAUUCAAGUCAGCCCCCAGUGCCCACGCGCACGUCUACACGCAGCACCCUGGCUUCAGCAACCAGCAAUCCAAGAUGAUUUACAAGUGUGCCAUGUGUGACACAGUGUUCACCCACAAGCCCCUGCUCUCCUCCCACUUCGACCAGCAUCUGCUCAACCAGCGGGUCAGCGUCUUCAAGUGUCCGGACUGCCCACUGCUCUUUGCUCAGAAACGCACCAUGCUGGAGCACCUCAAGAACACUCAUCAGCCCCAGAAGCCCAAGGAAGAUCUGGCAAAGAAAGCAGCUGUCCUGCUCACUCCGAAGCAGGAGCCUGUUGAAACCCCUGUGUCCAAGAUUUCGGAAGAGUCGUCAUCCUCCACGGAGGAGGACGAGCCCCCCAGCUCCCCGGAGCUGCGCAAGACGAAGCGAAGCCGCUUCCAGCGCAAGACGGACACCGUGAGCAAGUCCAAGGGCAGCGGGUGGACGUGCGGCGUUUGCCACUCCUGGUUCCCGGAGCGCGAUGAAUACGUCUCUCACAUGAAGAAGGAUCACGGCAAGUCGGUGAAGAAGUUCCCGUGCCGCCUGUGCGAGCGUUCGUUCUGCUCUGCACCAAGCCUCCGAAGACACGUGCGAGUGAACCACGAAGGGAUCAAGCGUGUUUAUCCCUGCCGGUACUGCACAGAAGGCAAACGGACCUUCAGCAGCCGGCUUAUCCUGGAGAAACACAUCCAGGUGCGACACGGGAUCAAGGUGACCGACCAGACGAAGAGCCAGGAGGUUGUUAUCGCCCGGAUAGGGACUGGCACCACACAGGUGUCCAGCCGGAAGCGGAAGCUGUCCUCCGACGAGGGUGACUCCUGCAGUGAGGAGCCCGACAGCACCACCCCUCCCUCCAAAAACCCCAAGGGCGACCGCAAGGCCCCGUUCCGAUGCCGCAAGUGCGGCUACCUCGCCAGCAGCUCGGCCGACUUCCAGGAACACAUCCCCCAGCACCGGACUGACGAGAGCUCCCACCAGUGCCGGGAGUGCGGGCUCUGCUUCACCUCCCAGGUCUCCCUCAACCGCCACCGCUUCAUCACCCACAAGAAGAAGAAGGGAGCGGGCGAGACGGAGGAGCCGGGGCCCCGGAGCCCCCUCGAAGGAGGCGCCCAGCACACGGCUGACGGCAAGCUUUCCUGCAAGGUGUGCGGCCGGUGCUUCGACAGUCAGCUCAACCUCAAAACGCACUUCCGCACCCACGGCAUGGCCUUCAUCCGCGCCAGGCAGAACGCGAGCCCCGAGAACUAGAGCCCCGGCAGAAGGGGGAACGAGACGUGUAUAUAAUCAGCACAGAGCUCUUUGCAGCCGAGGCUGCCGGCGCCCGCCUGGGCUCCCCCUUCCUCCCUGCCUCCUCCUGGGCUACGUUUUGAGAUGGGGCCACGUAAAGUAGCCGUGAAGAGAGAGAUGAGAGCCUGGCUUAUGCCACCUGGUCUGACUCCGCGUGCCCGGCUCACUGGAUCUGCUUGGCUGGCACCUCUGCUAAACCCGGUGCUCAGGCCGCCCUGUUCUGCGAGCACGAGCAGGGCGAACGUGAGAUUUUGGCUGCCUUAUCGUACAGCAGACAGAGCCCAGACUUGCUGCCCUGCCCUCGGGGAGACGAAACACGGAGGCAGACGCUUUGUCCACUGCCCUGCCGUCACGCGGGGACUCGGCCUGCCCCGCAGCCGCUCGCGUCUUGCCGGCAGGGAAGGAGACCUCUCACCGGGGCACGAGGACGGGAGAAGGAAACCUCCCAGCCCUGGGCCGCUCUUUGUAACCGCAAGUCACGGGCUCUUCCAGUCCUGGCUCCUGCGUCGGCCGGACUUCGCGCUGCUGCUUGGCAGGUCGCUUCCCGAGUCCGCUCUUUCUCCGGGAGCGUCUCCCGUGUCCUGGGAAUCGGCCCCGACUGCGUUUCACUCUGCUGGGAAUCCUGCCGAGGCGGUGGCGGCCGCCGGGCUUUGCAGCUCCUUUCCCGGAGCUCUCGAGCAGGGCAGGGCCUGGGGGCGCCGCGGGAAGAGACGUCUCCAUCCCAGGACUGAGACUUCUGUGCUGACAGUAGCGUCGCAGCAAGAUCCACCGCCGUUUUUGUUUCAAUUUUGUUUUGGUUUCUUCUUUCUUUACCUUUUUACUGUUGCUUAGUUUGUAUGUUGCUGGGAGCUGCGGCGAGAAAACUCACGGUUAGUCCCUGGCUUUGCGGCGAGAGGGAGAGAGACGCGCCGCCCUCGCGGCCCAGCUCCCGCGGACGGCCGGACGCGCGAGGCCGCUCUCCCUGCCGCCUGCGCUGACCUGAGACAGCCCUGGCGCCGGCCCGGGCCUCGCUUGGCGCCCGGGGAGGCCGGCGCCAGCCCCGCGCACGGCGCCGGGCUCGGUCGGCGCCGGGCGAACGGAAGAAGCCGGCGACGAGAUCGCUGCGAGCGCGGCCGCCUCCGGCAGAGCUGCGACGAGUCGCGGACCGAACCGCUGACGGCGAGAUCUCGGGCGGCUUUUCCAGAGGGCGAAACGGCGUCAGCCGCCGCCGCCGCCGCUUCCUCCCCGCUCGCGGGGGUGGCGGGGGCUUCGCCUGCGGAAGGACUCGGCCUCAUUCGCUGCUCCUCUUCCUCGGGCCGGCCCCGAUGGCACCCGCGGGCUCCGGCCUCGCCGUGGCCUCCGUGCACGCGCGCGUGCAAGAGCGUGCCCGGCCCGCAGCGGGGCUCUCGCUGCCGGUUCCCCCACCACCAGGGUUGGGAAAGGAGGAAAAAAAAAAAAAGAAAAAAACAGAAAAACAGCCAGAAAAGAAACUUUCUACUCGUUUUGUUUGUUUAGCGCCUGUGCUUGGGGUAGGGUGUUUGUGUGAGUAAUUAUUUCAGUAACUUAACUUUGGGCUCCUGAUCUCCUUGUGAAUAACCUCUAACACGCUGUGUAAAGUUGUAACAUACACUAAAGGUGACAAAAAAGAAGAAAAAAAAAAAAAAAGAAAAAAAAAACCUACUGUUGUGAUUUGGGUUUUGUUUUUUAAUUUUUUCCCUCCCCCACACACACUUUCUUUCCCCUUAGGGCUGGGGCGACGGUUCGCUGCAUCGCGCUUGUUUUUCGUGGUG